Messenger RNA from Vicia villosa (hairy vetch), 705 nucleotides. RefSeq lists its product as uncharacterized. Bases 130 to 594 code for a protein of 154 amino acids. Lineage: Eukaryota; Viridiplantae; Streptophyta; Magnoliopsida; Fabales; Fabaceae. The record is from RefSeq and is a predicted model, not a curated record. The transcript has a single exon.
UCCCCUCAUUUACAAUCAAUUCAUCUUGAGCCUUUUUCUCUCAUUCUCUAUUCUAUCUCAACUAUUGUUCAUCCUUUUUCUCUUGUUCUAAGUUAUAAUAUAUUAAACAAAUUUAAUAAUAUUUAACAAAUGGCUUCACAAGUUUGUGAAACUUUGGGUUAUGAUGUAGAAAUCAAAGGUGAUAAUCUUCUCAUGUCACUAAUGGAAGAGUUACCAUGUGAUGAAAAUGAUGAUGAGAGAUUAGAUAGUUUGAUAAGAUCUUUUGAGGCUGAAAUUAGUGAAACCAAGAUGGGUGAUCAUCAUCAUCAUGAUUCAACAAGUAUAGAAUUACUACAAAUGAAGAGCAAUUUUGAAGAAAAUUACAUUAAUGAAUCAUGGAACAUAGGACAAGUGGAUGAGUUUGAGGUUGAAUGGGUUGAUAUGGAUUUGAUACCAUCCUUCCAAUUUGAUGAUGGGAGUUGGGAGUGUUUUGGAGAUGAGAAGGAUGGGAUGAUGGUUGGUCAUUUAAUGGUUUGUGAUGAUGGGCUGGAUAUGGAAGAACAUGCCUACAAUUCAUUUUGGCAAGAUAAUUAUGACAUGGGUUUGGUUCAUUAGUUUGCCAUGUUGCUUAUGUAUAUAGACUAUAGUCAUGUUUUGUAAUUAAUUCUCAAUCCUUUUUUUUUUUUGUAAUGAGAUUAUAUGAAAAAAGAGGUUAUGAAUUUGGAA